CAGGAUGACCCUAGUCUUCAAGCCACACCCUGUACUUCUAGACAGAUAUUGAUCUGGUCCUUCGUAAAAAUAGCUUCUUUGGACCCUGUAGGAUGGGCUGAGCAGAGACCAAAUUGUGCCAAUAUGGGUUGUAAGUCGAUGUCGAGGUCAAAGGGAUGACGCAGUUUGAUCGAUGAAAUAUUUUUACGCAAGUGGAAUUCGAUGCUCGUGGACGUCGGUGGCGAUGGACCCCGAGGAUCGGCUGUCCUUUUUCGGUUAGGGGGCUUAGCUAAGCAGGCUCACAGCCAAUCAGCUUGCGGCCGAUUCCAAUCGAGAAAACCAUCCAAGAACAGCAACAACAGCAACAACAACAACAACCACAACAAACAAAACACAGAACGAGAAGAGGAAACCAAAGAAUGCUACGCUCCAAGGCCACCUCACUACUCUCAAGAGUCAAACCAAGCCCAACUCCACUCGCCAAUCGCACCUUCUCAAGCAGCUCAUCACGCUCCCGGAUCAUCUCCACCCAACCCGUCAAGGCUUCCGAGACAAGCGCAAAGUUCUCCAACGGCAAGUACCCGAUCAUCGACCACGAGUACGAUGCCAUCGUCGUCGGAGCCGGUGGUGCCGGGCUCAGGGCUGCCUUCGGACUCGCCGAGGCCGGCCUCAACACGGCUUGUAUCACCAAACUCUUCCCAACCCGGUCCCACACAGUGGCCGCCCAGGGUGGGGUCAACGCUGCACUAGGAAACAUGACAGAGGAUGAUUGGCGUUGGCAUAUGUACGACACCGUCAAGGGCUCUGACUGGCUUGGAGACCAGGACGCGAUCCAUUACAUGUGCAAGGAAGCUCCACAGGCGGUAAUCGAACUCGAACAUUUCGGGGUGCCCUUCUCGCGGACCAAGGAGGGAAAGAUCUACCAACGAGCCUUCGGAGGACAAUCCUUGAAGUACGGCAAGGGAGGACAAGCCUACCGAUGUGCCGCAGCCGCCGACCGAACCGGCCAUGCAAUCCUGCACACCCUCUACGGCCAAUCUCUGCGUCACAACACCAACUUCUUUGUCGAAUUUUUCGCACUCGACUUGAUCAUGGAUGAUGCUGGUAACUGCGUCGGUGUGACUGCGUAUAACCAAGAGGAUGGCACCCUCCACCGAUUCAGAGCACACCAGACCGUCCUGGCUACCGGAGGCUACGGUCGGGCUUACUUCUCUUGUACUAGUGCUCACACCUGCUCGGGAGACGGUAACGCCAUGGUUACCCGGGCUGGAUUGCCCUUACAAGAUCUCGAAUUUGUUCAAUUCCAUCCCACCGGAAUUUAUGGGGCUGGAUGUCUGAUCACCGAAGGAUCUCGAGGAGAGGGUGGAUACUUGUUGAACUCACAGGGAGAGAGAUUCAUGGAACGAUAUGCACCCACAGCUAAAGACUUGGCUUCUCGAGACGUGGUCUCACGAUCGAUGACGAUCGAGAUCAGAGAAGGCAGAGGUGUCGGACCCGACAAGGAUCACUGCUACCUUCAACUCUCUCAUCUCCCCCCAGAAGUCCUCCACGAGCGUCUCCCCGGAAUCUCUGAAACUGCUGCUAUCUUUGCUGGUGUCGAUGUUACCAAGGAACCAAUUCCAGUCUUACCAACCGUGCACUACAACAUGGGAGGAAUUCCGACAAACUACCACGGCCAGGUUUUAACUCAAGACCCUAAGACGGGAGCGGACAAGAUUGUACCGGGACUGUAUGCAGCGGGAGAGGCGGCAUGUGUGUCUGUUCACGGCGCGAACAGACUAGGAGCCAACUCGCUGUUGGACAUCGUAGUCUUCGGGCGUGCAUGUGCGAAGCACAUCUCAGCGAACAUGGAACCAGGCAAGCCUCACAAGGCGAUGUCCGAGGACGCAGGGAUGAAGUCGAUAGAGGACCUCGACAAGCUCAGGAACGCCAGCGGACCCAAGCCAACCGCGCAGAUCCGUAACGACAUGCAAAGAGUCAUGCAGAACGACGCCGCCGUCUUCCGCACCCAAUCUAGCUUGGAAGAGGGUGUCCAGAAGAUCCACAAGGUUGUCGACUCCUUCAAGGACGUCGGAGUAACUGAUCGAAGUAUGAUUUGGAACACUGAUUUGGUCGAGACCUUAGAGCUCCGAAACUUGUUGACAUGUGCAGCCCAGACGAUGUCUUCAGCUGAAGCCCGAAAAGAGUCACGAGGCGCGCAUGCACGCGAGGAUUUCCCGGAACGAGAAGACGACAGCUGGAUGAAACACACUUUGUCGUGGCAUAACCCUGAGUCUGGUGAGCCCGUCAAAUUGACUUACCGGGACGUCAUCAGCUCUACCUUGGACGAGAAUGAAUGCAAGAGUGUUCCUCCGUUCAAACGUACUUACUAAGUCUGAAGCUCGCAAAAGUAUAAAAUAAUUACCUUCAUCACUACUCAACUUUUUUUUUCUUCUUUCUUUCUUCUAAGAAGGCUUUUUUUUUGUUUUCUCACAUUCUUUGUUUUUGUUACAAUAUAUGAUCAUCACAAGUUUGUCAGAACAGGCAAUUAUGGUUACUUCUUCUUUUUAAGGGUGAAGAAGAAGAAGAAGAAAAAACACUUUUGAUGAAGAUUUAUGUAACUACUUGAUCAGAGAAUCAUUCACAUUUUUGAUUUGUAUACAAGAAAACAUGACAAAAAACAUCAGUUUACGUUCGCAUCAAUUUAGAGAAAACAAAAUCAGUACUUAUACAUACAUCAUCCAUCCUCAAUCAUCCGUCCAUCC
Messenger RNA from Puccinia graminis f. sp. tritici CRL 75-36-700-3, 2723 nucleotides. RefSeq names its product succinate dehydrogenase [ubiquinone] flavoprotein subunit, mitochondrial. The transcript has 8 exons. The record is from RefSeq and is a predicted model, not a curated record. Gene Ontology annotation, biological process: tricarboxylic acid cycle; mitochondrial electron transport, succinate to ubiquinone. Lineage: Eukaryota; Fungi; Basidiomycota; Pucciniomycetes; Pucciniales; Pucciniaceae. Bases 399 to 2351 code for a protein of 650 amino acids. Gene Ontology annotation, molecular function: succinate dehydrogenase (quinone) activity; electron transfer activity; flavin adenine dinucleotide binding.